Gordionus sp. m RMFG-2023 is the source of this 3167-nucleotide messenger RNA. RefSeq lists its product as uncharacterized. NCBI's taxonomy places the organism in Eukaryota, Metazoa, Nematomorpha, Gordioida, Chordodea, Parachordodidae. Bases 1 to 3075 code for a protein of 1024 amino acids. The record is from RefSeq and is a predicted model, not a curated record. Gene Ontology annotation, biological process: homophilic cell-cell adhesion. Gene Ontology annotation, cellular component: catenin complex; membrane. Gene Ontology annotation, molecular function: cadherin binding; calcium ion binding. The transcript is spliced from 13 exons.
AUGCACGAUGAAGGAGAUGAAAAGAUAGGGAUAACAGGGUCAGUACACAAAGGGUCCCAAACUAAUAAUUACCUCUGUUCAAUAGGAUUAAGGCUUCCAUUGGUCAUUGAGAGCUCAUUUAGCUUUAAUUUGGAAGGAAUUCCUGCAGAAGUUAAAGCUCGUUUAGUAGUUUACACUCAGAAUGCCAAGAAAAACAAUCUUUGCGAGAUUGGCAUGGAGACAAUGUCUACCAUUGGAGUCGGUGUAUGUUCGGCAUUCUUGAAAAUAGAAGAUGUCCGUUUGAAAAUACUUCAUCCAAUCUAUGAGAUUGUUUUAAUCGAUAAUCACGGCCAAUUGUUUAUAAGUCCAUCCUACAAUUUAAAUAAAAGAAGGAUCAUUGAAGAGGAUAUUGUCAUUCAAGCCAGAACAAAAAGAGGAUAUGUAGAAUACGUCUCAGUUUCAAUAUCCGCUUUGUCGAGGAAUGGAACUAAGUUAUCAUACUUGGAGAAAAUGAAUUGUGGAUUGAAAAGAAGCCACGUAAUUUAUAUUAAACCAAAAAUAAUCAAACAUAGAGCCACUCAUUCUAAAGCACAUAAAGUUGGAGCAAAGAAUGGUAUUGUUUUAAAGAUUCCAAAGUCAGGAGCGGACCAGGUGUACAAUCCACUGACUCCUAUUAUGGGCAAGCAGACUUACACUGGAAGUGUUGAGGAAAAUUCAAUAACUUGUUUCAUGAAUGUAAAUGGAUUCGAUGGUUUCUUGCGUGAACCGACAUACAAAUUGAUUAAUCCACCAGCAGAAUUUGUGAUACAUGAAAAUGGUGACAUUUGCACUACCAAGAUGCUUGAUUUCGAAAUCAAAUUUAUUUACAAUUUUCAAGUGAAAGUAGCUGUCAAAUCAGUAUCCUCCCAACCUAGUGAUGUCAUAGUAACGGUAAUUAAUAUUAAUGACAAUCCACCAGUUUUUGAGAAGACUAGUUACACUACGGAGGAUGUGGGAAGUGACAUUAUUGUAGGUACCACGGUCUUAACGGUCAAAGCAACUGAUAGAGAUUUAGACGUAGACGGGAAGCCAGGACCCAUUCGAUAUUUUUUAAAAGGAGGUGGAGGUCAGUUUGAAGUGAAGGAAGACAGCGGAGAAGUAAAAGUCAAGUCAUCCUUAGAUUUUGUCAAAAAAUCUCAAUAUACUAUGACAAUCAAGGCCAUUGAUGAAGGUGCACCAAUUUUCGCAGCCUUUACUGAAGUCAAAAUAAGAAUAGCAAACAAAGUCAAUAAGCAUCCUGUUCUCCUAAAAUUAAUUUCUAAACCAGCCCAAUACAAGGAUUCAAAGGCUAAAAGGGAUAUUUUUGGCAAUGAAUUUUUAGGAAAUCCAUUCAUGAGAGGAGAAUCUUGGGCAUUGCAAGAUAAUUCAGAUGGUUUCUCAGGGCGAGAUUUGCCGGCUGGUAACAGCAAUGCUUCCCGUCAAGUACCCCCUCCUGCGCCCAAAAAAGGGAAUGAUAAUAGCCAAACUGAGUUUAAAGUAUCCAUAUCCGAGUCAGUUCCCGUGGGUUACGUGAUCACCCAGGUAGAAGGAAGAGAUCCAGAUCCUGUAGAUGGUUCUGGCAUAGCUUUUUCCCUUAAGGGGGGCGAAUGUGGUUCAUACAGGAAGGAGGAAAAAUGUUUCCUUAUCGACUCAACUACUGGAAAGAUAACUGUAGUCAAACCUCUAAAUUAUCAAGAAGAGAAAAAUUAUUAUUUGUUCGUUCAGGCCAGUGAUAUGGGUCCUAAACCUCUGUUGUCUUAUAUGGGUAUUUUGGUUGCACUUAUUCCCAUUAACAAAUAUGAACCGGAGUUUGUGGGUCUACCACCAAUACUAAAAGUUUCAAGUUUGACCCCAACUGGGAGCAAGAUUUUAGAUAUCAGAGCUAUCGAUAAAGAUAAUAUAAACAGCAAACUUACUUAUCAGCAAAUUACGGGCCCUCAAAAUAACACUGACAAACAGUACGACCCUUCAUCGGCUUCUUUCAGAUACUCACCCGAACUAGGUGGUAUAGUGACCCAUGAUAAAAGGCCAUUAUUACCAGGGGUGAGUGAGGAAAUAACAAUGAAAGCCAUUGACACUGGAACUCCACCUAAGGAAGUAGUUGGAAAAGUCGUGUUGAAAAGUUAUUUUGGGCCGGCAGCUGGAGAAGUUGACAAGGUACUUUCCCAAGCCACUGACACCUCGAUAGCACCUUUGAUAUCGUUGGUAGUUGUUGUUAUUGUCAUCGUAUUUCUUUUGCUAAUUGUUGGAGUAAUUGCUUAUGCAUACAGCACAGGGCAGAAGCCGACACAGGUCAUCAAGAUUCCUCUCAUGUUGGGAGGUUCGGGCCGUAGUAGUGACGAUAAAAAGAAAGCUGGGGGAGGUGGAGGUGGCUUCUUCAGCAAUUUGUUACAGACAUCAAAACCUAUAGAAAUGAAUUUGCAAGCAAAGAUGGAUGAUUAUGAUACUAAUUAUAAGUAUGACUACGAUUAUUCUUAUGGAGAUUAUGGCGAGUACGAUAAUUAUGAUUCGUCUUAUGGUGAUUCUUACAGUAAAGAUUCCUACUACGACUAUGACGAUUCCAAAGAUUCCAAAUCUGGCUAUGACACAAGUACAUAUGGCGGGGAUUAUUCUAGCUACGGAGGAGAAUCCGGCACUUACGAUGCAUAUGGAACCUACGAUGCCUCCUACGGAACUGAAUCUGGGGCAUACGGUACCGAAUCAGCCUAUGGAACUGAAAGCGGAGCUUAUGGAACAGAAAGUGGAACGUAUGGAACUGAAGGAACAUACGGAACCGAGGGGACUUAUGGAACCGAAGGUACUUAUGGAACCGAAGGUACUUAUGGAACCGAAGGUACUUAUGGAACCGAAAGUGGUACUUACGGAACAGGUAGUGCAGCUUAUGGAACAGAAAGCGGGACGUACGGAACAGACAGUGGGGCAAGUGGGACUUACGGGACAGAUAGUGCUGCUUAUGGAACUGAAGGUGGAGCGUAUGGUACUGAAUCUGGAACCUAUGAUGCGUCUAAGACAGCCGGUUCGGAAUAUGGCGCAUCUCAAGAAUACAGUUCAGCUUACACCGAUGAAUCCAAGAAAUAGCUGCGAUUGCCAAAAAAUCUCAUAUCUAUGGUUGUAAUAAUAUUAGUUUUAUGAUAAAAAGAUUCUAAUUAAAUUGUUUUAUUUGAUCAAUU